AUGCUUCGCUUGAAGACACUUCCGUUUCUGUUCUUACUCCACACACAGCUUGCCAAGGCCCUUCCAGUACCACCUGAAGUCCUGGAAGAGAAAAAUGCAAAAAUUGUUGAGAAUUACCUACAAAAAUUCUACCACUUACCAAGCAACCAAUAUCGGUCUGCAUGGAGUAACAGUGCAAUGGUUGCGGAGAAGCUUAAGGAAAUGCAGCGCUUCUUUGGCUUGACCGAGACAGGGGAGGCAGAUGCAGCUACUCUGGAGAUGAUGGGCAAGCCUCGCUGUGGAGUGCCUGACUCUGGGGAUUUCAUGCUAACCCCAGGAAGCCCAAAGUGGGCACACACUAACCUGACCUACAGGAUUAAAAACCAAACCCCACAGUUGUCAGAGGCUGCAGUGAAAACAGCAAUCGAGAGAGCCUUUCAGUUGUGGAGUGUGGCAUCUCCCCUCACCUUCACCGAGAUCUCAAGGGGAGAAGCAGACAUCAACAUUGCUUUUGUCGCAAGAGAGCAUGGUGACAAUUCUCCAUUUGAUGGACCCAAUGGGAUCCUAGCCCACGCCUUUCAGCCAGGUCAGGAUAUUGGAGGAGAUGCUCAUUUUGACUCAGAAGAAACAUGGACUCAGGACUCCAGAAAUUACAACCUGUUUCUCGUGGCUGCUCAUGAAUUUGGCCAUUCCCUAGGACUCUCUCACUCCACUGAUCCUGGUGCCUUGAUGUACCCAAACUAUGCCUACAGUGAACCCAGCACCUACUCUCUGCCUCAGGAUGAUAUCAAUGGCAUUCAGACUCUCUACGGACUUUCCAACAGCCCUAUCCAACCUACUGGGCCCAGCACCCCCACUGCCUGCGACCCCCGCCUGAGAUUUGAUGCUGUCACCACCCUCCGUGGGGAGAUUUACUUCUUCAAAGACAAGUACUUCUGGAGGCGGCAUCCUCGGUUGCGAGAAGUCGACCUCAAUUUCAUCUCUCUGUUCUGGCCAUUCCUGCCCAGUGGCAUUCAGGCUGCUUAUGAGGACUUUGACAGAGACCUGGUUUUCCUAUUUAAAGGCAGACAGUACUGGGCCAUAAAUGGCUAUGACAUCCAGCGAGGUUACCCCAGGGAUAUAUCCAACUAUGGAUUUCCAAGCAGUGUCCGAGCCAUUGAUGCAGCUGUUUCCUAUGAAGGGAAGACAUACUUCUUCAUAAACAACCAAUGCUGGAGGUAUGACAACAGAAGAGGUGCCAUGGACCCAGGUUAUCCCAGAAGCAUAGCAAGUGUUUUCCCAGGAAUAAACUGUAGAGUUGAUGCAGUUUUCCUGCAGAAUUCCUUCUUCCUCUUCUUCAGUGGACCAAAAUAUUUUGCAUUUAAUCUUGUCACUCACAGAGUCAUUAGACAUGCAAGAAGCAAUUUAUGGCUUAACUGUUCCCAGCGUUGA
This is a messenger RNA of Microtus oregoni (creeping vole), 1410 nucleotides long. It is a transcript of the gene Mmp8, whose product is annotated as matrix metallopeptidase 8. Bases 1 to 1410 code for a protein of 469 amino acids. The transcript is spliced from 10 exons. Gene Ontology annotation, cellular component: extracellular matrix. Gene Ontology annotation, biological process: extracellular matrix organization; proteolysis; collagen catabolic process. Lineage: Eukaryota; Metazoa; Chordata; Mammalia; Rodentia; Cricetidae. The record is from RefSeq and is a predicted model, not a curated record. Gene Ontology annotation, molecular function: zinc ion binding; metalloendopeptidase activity.